AUGAAUGACUUCAGGAUCCAGUCUGUUCUCAUCACAGGAUCCAGCAGGGGACUAGGACUAGAAUUUUUGCAGCAAUUCCUGAAGAGCCCAGAUCCCCCACAGAAGAUCUUUGCUGCUUGCCGGAAUCCAGACGGACCACAAAGCCAGGCACUCAAGACCUUGUCUGAAAAACACCAAAAUGUCAUAGUUGUUCAAAUGGAUGUCACUGAUCCUUCAAGUGUUAACACAUCUGUAAAAGAAGUGGAGAAACAUCUAAAUGGACAACGUCUGGACCUGCUUCUCAACAAUGCUGGAGUUCUGACUCAAAACAGCUUGGAGACCCAGACUUCUGAGGAUAUGAUGAAUGUCUAUAACAUCAAUGUAGUGGGACCAAUGUUGGUGACCCAGGCAUAUCACCGACUGAUGAAAAGAACAGAAGGCACGGGGAAGACAGCCAUUGUCCACAUCUCUGCAUUGCUGGGAUCUCUGGAAGAUGUUCCUAAUCUAUUCACUCAUUUUCCAGUUAUUUCUUACCGCUGUAGUAAGGCAGCUCUAAACAUGCUCUCAAGAUGCCAAUCAGUGGGGUACAAGCAAGAUGGUAUCAUCUCAAUUGCUAUACACCCAGGAUGGGUGAAGACAGACAUGGGAGGUGAUCAGGCACCACUCACAAAAGAAGACAGCGUUGGUGCCAUGAUGAAAAUCAUCUAUUCCCUGAGUGAGGAAAAAAGUGGCACUUUUGUGGACUGGGAAGGAAAAUCUAUUCCAUGGUGA
Messenger RNA from Staurois parvus, 750 nucleotides. Lineage: Eukaryota; Metazoa; Chordata; Amphibia; Anura; Ranidae. The record is from the annotation of a GenBank genome assembly.